Messenger RNA from Labeo rohita (rohu), 1041 nucleotides. RefSeq names its product zinc-binding protein A33. The transcript is spliced from 3 exons. Lineage: Eukaryota; Metazoa; Chordata; Actinopteri; Cypriniformes; Cyprinidae. The record is from RefSeq and is a predicted model, not a curated record. Gene Ontology annotation, molecular function: zinc ion binding. Bases 33 to 476 code for a protein of 147 amino acids.
UCAAAACUGUAACAUGGAAUAAAAUGUGACCCAUGAAGAGACAGCAGAUUGCUGGAGCUCAAACAGUGAAAAUGGCUUUGCUAUCUGAAGAUGAUUUUUCUUGUCCCGUGUGUCGUGACAUCUUCAAGGAUCCUGUUGUUUUAUCAUGUAGUCACAGUGCCUGUAAUGAGUGUCUUCAACAGUUCUGGAGAAUCAAGGAAACUCAGGAGUGUCCUGUCUGCAGGAGUAGGUCCUCAGAACAUCGCCCUACAUGUAAUCUUGUGUUAAAAAACUUGUGUGAGUCGUUCCUGAAGCAAAGAAAGGAGAGGCGUUUAUCAGGAUCUGAGGAGAUCUGCAGUUUACACAGUGAAGAACUCAAACUCUUCUGUCUGGAGGACAAACAGCUGCUGUGUUUAGUGUGUAGAGAUUCAGAACAACACGACAAUCACAAAUUCAGACCCAUCAGUGAAGCUGUUUCAUCAUAUAAGCUCCUGUGAUUCUGGAUCCAAACACUGCAAGUCCAUAUCUCACCGUGUCUAAUGAUCUGACCAGUGUGAGAUACAGCUGCUAUCGAUAUGUUCCUGAUAAUCCGGAGAGAUUUGACAUGUGCCUCUGUGUUCUGGGUUCAGAGGGUUUUAACUCAGGAACACACUGCUGGGAUGUGGAGGUUAAAGAGAGUAUAUACUGGAGUCUUGGAGUAACUACAGCAUCAAACCAGAGGAAGGAGUUUGAUCCCUUUAAGGAUUGUGUCUGGGGUGUGGAGUAUGAUGAUGAAGAUGAACUGUCCGAAUCAUUUGGUUUUCUUGUUAAACAGAAGCUUGAUCGUGUGAGAGUGAAUCUGGACUAUGACAGAGGAACGGUGUCAUUCUCUGAUCCUGUAACUAACUCACAUCUACACACAUUCACAACCACCUUCACUCACACACUCUUUCCAUACUUCUGGUGUUAUAAUGAUUAUUCUUCCUCUCUUAGGAUCUUAGCAAUCAAUAGUCAGUAAUAAUUUCUCCUGUAGAUCUGGAUCUUCCUGCUUUCAUCUUUCAUCAUAUUUCAAUAUUUAAUCCA